CAGUUAUCGAGUGGCUAGUCGUCGUCGACUGUUUCGUCAACUUCCCAAAGCAUUAGUCUUUUCGAGAGAAUCCUGUAUGCGCACUACGAUACCCUCUCUCGUUUUGCUCGAAACGCGGUCUGAAUAUACUAGUAAUUACGGUAAUCGUCACCCGGAAGUUUAAGACGGGGGUCAACUUAGCGUAAUCAGCGCCAUUACAGGACCUUGCUUGGAGUGAAAGACACACACACACUACUGGCAGAAUGGGCCGCCACUUUGGAGACCUGGCCAGGGUGCGGCACAUCAUCACCUACAGCCUGUCCCCUUUCGAGCAGAGGGCCUUCGCCAACUACUUCUCCAAGGGAAUCCCCAACGUGUGGAGACGAUUCCGAUCCAACGUGUUCAAAGUCGCGCCGCCAAUGGUGGCAGCGUACUUAACCUACACCUGGGGCAAUCAUGUCCAUGAACAAAGCAAACGGAAGGACCCCACACAGUUUGAGAAGGAUGAGUGAAGUCUGGCACCACCUCUUCUUUUUUCCACUUAUCAGAUGUCACCUCAUUUUCACCAAUAAAGGAAAUCAGCUUAUUGUUGUUUAUGUUUAGGUACAGAUGUGUGGCUAAAUUUAUGGGAAAUGGAUUUUUGUCCAGUGUGUUGAUGCAUUCACUGUACAAGAAAAAUCCAUCAAGGCUUAUACAUGUAAACAGCACUACACUUUGAUGUGUUUAGUGACCUGUACAUAAAGGUGUCAAAGGAUGAGACAGAGGCAGUUGUUAAACAAAAAUGAAUUUUACUGUACAAAAUGUCAGAUUUACCAAACAUUUUUGUGCCAUUUUAUUAAAAUACAGUGU
Messenger RNA from Scleropages formosus (Asian bonytongue), 828 nucleotides. RefSeq names its product ubiquinol-cytochrome c reductase, complex III subunit VII (gene uqcrq). Gene Ontology annotation, biological process: mitochondrial electron transport, ubiquinol to cytochrome c. The transcript is spliced from 3 exons. The record is from RefSeq and is a predicted model, not a curated record. NCBI's taxonomy places the organism in Eukaryota, Metazoa, Chordata, Actinopteri, Osteoglossiformes, Osteoglossidae. Gene Ontology annotation, cellular component: respiratory chain complex III. The coding region runs from base 243 to 491 and encodes 82 amino acids.